This is a messenger RNA of Xylona heveae TC161, 462 nucleotides long. RefSeq names its product RNA-binding domain-containing protein. NCBI's taxonomy places the organism in Eukaryota, Fungi, Ascomycota, Xylonomycetes, Xylonales, Xylonaceae. Gene Ontology annotation, cellular component: nucleus; exon-exon junction complex; cytoplasm. Gene Ontology annotation, molecular function: mRNA binding. The record is from RefSeq and is a predicted model, not a curated record. Gene Ontology annotation, biological process: RNA splicing. The transcript is spliced from 2 exons. Bases 1 to 462 code for a protein of 153 amino acids.
AUGGACAUCGAUGCGCCCGCUUCGCCGACGGAGCAGCAGGCCCAGCCCGCGCCCGAGGCCGCUGCCACUCUGACAGCGAGCCGAGCAACUGCAGUCCGAAGUAUUGAAGGCUGGAUCAUUGUGGUUACGAAUGUCCACGAAGAGGCGAGCGAAGAGGAUUUGCAAGAUGUCUUUGGCGAAUACGGCGAGAUUAAGAACCUCCACAUGAACCUGGACCGCCGGACAGGCUAUGUUAAGGGCUAUAUCCUUAUCGAAUACCCUACUCUAAAUGAGGCGCGCGCGGCCAUCGAUGGUGCGAACGGCACCAAGCUGCUUGAUCAGACUAUCGGCGUUGACUUCGCUUUUGUUCGACCACCGCCUGGAAAAGGGCAGCAAGGAAAGGGUGCAAGAGGAAGGGGCGGCCGCGCACGAAGUCGGAGUCCAGGCGAGGGAAUAGACAGAGAUGACGGUCGGAGCGAUUAA